UGACUCUAUCGCAUGACAUGUGAUUCAAUUGAAUCCAACUCUUGAGAAAGUGUUUCAAAGUGGUGUCCAUUAUCUUCUCGCCAUACCAUACAACCACUGCAUCCACUAUAAGAUGGCGUCGAGAGUGGUUUACUUGAAUCGAUUCAUGUCUUCGGCCAAACUUCUUAAACCAAACUCUUAUCUGUGUUUGCAUUCAACGAGUGUUCGGUCGAUGUCUUCGUAUUGUCUUCGGUAUGAUUGGAGAAAAGGACAUCAUUUGAGACAUCGAAGUGAAUGUGUUUUGCAAAAUGUCCAGACAUUGAGUCUUAGUUUGAAUCCAAUGAGACAUAAGUCUAAUAAUAAUAAUAAACCUGAAGAUAAUCCCGAAGUGACUGAGGAAGAAGUGUCUGAAGAACUCGACCGACUUAUGGAAGACAAUCAAAGGACAGCCUCUUUGGCAGCCAUUACUGUUCCGGAGGAAUGGUCUGAAGUGCCUGUCAUUGCAAUUCAUAGGAAUCCUGUAUUUCCGCGAUUUAUCAAAAUAAUCGAGAUUUCAAACCAAUCUCUUAUGGAAAGUAUGAGACGUAUAGUGAAACUGAAUCAUCCGUUUGUCGGCAUUUUCAUGACUAAAGACUCGUCCAAAGACUCGGAAGUCGUCGACACAUUAGAAGAGUUGCAUUCUGUCGGCACUUUCGCUCAAAUCCAUGAAAUGCAAGACUUGGGAUCAAAACUAAGACUUAUUCUUAUGGCUCACCGAAGGAUCAAAAUUGUGCGACAAAUCACAGAUGAAAGCGAGAAGAAGUCGACAAAACCUGCGGACAAAGUGACGCGAAAAUCAAUUCGCAAAAGGCGUUCAUCUAAUGGCGUUAAAGUAGAAAAAGAGUUGCCGUCUAAUGACAUAUUUGUGAGCAAAGAACCAGUUCUUGCUGUUGAGGUCGAGAACUUGAAGGACGAGCCGGUGGUCAUGAAUGAAGAGAUCAAAGCAUUGACACAAGAAAUUGUUAAAACUAUUCGCGACAUAAUAUCAAUGAAUCCACUCUAUCGCGAGUCAAUCCUCCAGAUGAUCCAAUCGGGACAGCGAGUGAUCGAUAAUCCCAAUUUCCUGUCAGAUUUGGGCGCAUCCCUGACGGGCGCCGAUCCCAAUGAACUCCAAGAGAUACUCAACGAGACAAAUGUCUCGAAACGAUUGUAUCUAUCGUUAAAUCUAUUGAAAAAGGAGUACGAGUUGAGUAAAUUGCAGCAAAAGAUCGGCAAAGAAGUGGAGGAGAAGGUUAAGCAACAGCACAGGAAGUAUAUGCUCUUCGAACAGCUCAAAGCCAUUAAGAAAGAGUUGGGUCUCGAGAAGGACGACAAGGACGCCAUCGAAGAGAAGUUUAGGGCGAAGAUUAAAGAUCUAACGGUUCCUCAACACGUCAUGGAAGUGAUUGAUGAAGAGCUGAAUAAGUUGUCGUUUUUGGACAACCAUUCGUCCGAAUUCAGUGUAACCCGUAAUUACUUGGAUUGGCUCACAUCCAUGCCAUGGGGUCUGUCCACCGAUGAGAACCUGGAUAUCGCAAAGGCUUCUAAAGUGCUCGACGACGACCACUACGGUAUGGAUGACGUGAAGAAACGCAUUCUCGAGUUCAUUGCUGUCAGUAAACUGAAGGGUACGACUCAGGGAAAGAUACUUUGCUUUCACGGACCACCCGGUGUCGGCAAAACAAGUAUUGCUAAGUCUAUUGCUAAGGCUCUCAAUAGAGAAUAUUUCAGGUUUAGUGUGGGAGGGAUGACAGACAUCGCAGAAAUUAAGGGUCACAGACGUACAUACGUGGGCGCAAUGCCCGGCAAAAUAAUACAGUGCCUUAAGAAAACUAAGAGUGAGAACCCAUUGGUGCUUAUCGAUGAAGUGGACAAAAUAGGUCGUGGCUAUCAGGGCGACCCCUCCGCUGCUUUACUCGAACUUUUAGAUCCCGAACAAAACGCAAACUUUUUAGACUAUUAUUUAGACGUUAACACAGAUUUGUCUAAAAUAUUGUUCAUUUGUACGGCCAAUGUGUUGGACACCAUUCCUGAACCACUUAGGGAUCGAAUGGAAAUGAUUGAAGUGUCCGGUUAUGUGGCUGAAGAGAAGGUCGCCAUUGCCGAGCGAUAUCUCAUACCUCAAGCGCAUAACCUGACGGGUCUUGACAAUGAAAAGGCUUUCAUAACACCAAAUGCUUUGCAAACUCUCAUCAAAUUUUAUUGUCGAGAGAGCGGAGUUAGAAAUCUUCAGAAACAUAUCGAAAAGAUAAUGAGGAAAAGUGCUCUUCAAAUUGUGAAUGGAGUGACACAUGCAGUCAAUAUUGAUGUCCCGAAUCUACAAGAUUUUGUUGGCAAACCUCUGUUCACUCACGACCGUAUGUACACUGAGACGCCUCCCGGAGUGGUGAUGGAGUUGGCGUGGACUGCGAUGGGCGGCUCGACUCUCUUUAUAGAAACGGCUAAAUUGAAGCGAUUGGUAGCUAAGAAGUCGGAUACCGAUCGUGAAAGUGAAGGUCAUCUGCAACUGACGGGCCAUUUGGGAGAUGUGAUGAAAGAAAGCGCUAAAAUUGCUUAUUCUUUCGCGAAGUCAUUCCUCUUGGAAUUGGAUCCAAACAAUGGUGUGCUUCAGAAUACAGACAUUCACCUCCAUGUGCCAGAAGGGGCCACACCUAAAGACGGUCCCAGUGCCGGCUGCACAAUGGUUACGGCACUGCUCUCUCUGGCCCUCAACCAACCCGUCAAACAAAACUUUGCGCUCACAGGAGAGCUCUCACUCACCGGUAAAGUACUGCCCGUCGGAGGCAUUAAAGAGAAGAUAAUCGCCGCUAAGAGAGUGGGCGUCGACUGCAUCUGUUUGCCAGAAGAAAACAAAAAGGAUUUUUCAGAUUUACCACAAUUUAUAACAGAAGGCAUAACCGUUCACUUUGUCUCCCAUUAUAAAGACAUUUUCAAUAUAGCAUUCAACUAUUGA
Messenger RNA from Oppiella nova, 2950 nucleotides. The record is from the annotation of a GenBank genome assembly. Lineage: Eukaryota; Metazoa; Arthropoda; Arachnida; Sarcoptiformes; Oppiidae.